AUGGGUGUGAAGCUGCUUGAGUCCCGACUUUGUCUCCUGCUGCUGCUGGGACUUGUCAUGGUGGUUGCCUCAUUGCAGAUCCCUGCCCAUUUAACCCCGUCCCAGUGGUUUGAAAUCCAGCAUGUAAUUAUGACCAGCCCCCGAUGCACUGCUGCGAUGAGGAGUGUUAACCGGCAUACAGGACGGUGCAAGAACUUAAACAGUUUUCUUCAUACAAGCUUUGCUGCUGUCGUUGGUGUGUGUGGCAGUAUGAAUGUUACCUGCAGGAACAGGACACAUUCAAAUUGUCAUAAUAGUUCAGCUCAGGUAUCCUUAACAUUCUGUAACCUCACAGGUCCAGGAGUAAAUUAUACACAAUGCCAAUACCAAACGACACAGGCAAGAAAGUUCUACAGAGUUGCUUGUGACUAUAGAACUCCUCGGGACAAUCGUACCUAUCCAGUGGUUCCGGUUCACUUGGAUGGGAUAUUUUAGGUCUAGUACCAGCACUUUGUGUCUUCGCUCUCUAUCUGCUAGUUCCAUGGUCGUAGUAGUGAAGAUCCAGUUCCUCUGUCUGCGCUGCCACGAGCACCUGUCCUUGUGAAACCUGUCCCUGACUCCCUUCAAAUGUAGCUGAACAGAUAUCUUUUCUACUCAAUAAACACCUUU
Messenger RNA from Peromyscus maniculatus bairdii (prairie deer mouse), 648 nucleotides. Its product is annotated as eosinophil cationic protein. The record is from RefSeq and is a predicted model, not a curated record. Gene Ontology annotation, molecular function: nucleic acid binding; RNA nuclease activity. Gene Ontology annotation, biological process: defense response to Gram-positive bacterium; chemotaxis; innate immune response in mucosa. Lineage: Eukaryota; Metazoa; Chordata; Mammalia; Rodentia; Cricetidae.